AGUAGAACUUAACAUCUUAACAUACACAACGACACUGUGCCAUUUGCACUCAAGAGCGAGAAUCAUACGGAGCAACGUCGGGUGAAAAAAGAGACAGAAAAGAAGAAGACAGUUGUUCUGUGCCAUGUUGGCCGAAGGUUUUCUCAGAGUGCUGUGUUACAGGGAGGAGAGAAAGUUUGCCACUGCUUCCAACCUUGAGAGAUUGCAGGAACACGCUCGUUGUGCGGAUCAGUUGAACUGCCAUCUCUCCGACCCGAACUCUACAGACCUACAGACAGAUUCAGCCAAAGCAGGUCCAAACCAGGUGGAACUAGACCCCGCCCAAUGCCAGGGACUGAAAGUGGUGCCUGAAGGCCCCGUAGGCCUCUUAAUCCCUGGGUGUCUACCGGUCCUCACCCUGGACCCUGACUUUAUGGUUUUCUUGGACAACUGCAGCCUCCUGGAACAGUAUCCAGACGUGCAGGUGGCCACCAUCCCCCAGCGCGCUCUUUACUCUCCUGGCCCUGAAGCCUACCGUCAGACAGAAUGGGCAGCCCAACAGGGGCCACAAGGCGAGCCCGUCUCGUCCAUACCAGACCAGGGUUAUCUGGUUAUGGGGCCCAGUGUGAACAUCAGCUUGGAUGUGCCCGAGUCUGGGCUGGAGCCUAUGUCUAACUCGCUGCUGAAUGGGCUGCUGGAGAAGCAGCUGGAGGAGGUGUACAUGCAGCAUCUGACUGACAACUUGGCUCGAUGUAACUCCGACCUCCUGCACGGCCUGGUGCCUCCACCGCAUCCCGGCAGCAGCCAGCCUCGGGGGCCAGACUCACUGGAGGCCAGUCUGGAACAGGGAUCAGGAGGGGGCAGCGGCAAGAAGAUUAGUUAUCUGAGAACCCAGAACUCGGUUCCCUGCUCGUCCAACUUCAGCUCCCCUGUUCUGAGGAUUUCAGAGGCUCACAAUACUCAUCUGCAAUAAAGGCAACCAUGCAAACACCAAAGUAUUAAAUGUGAUGCUCAGCUAUGGCUCUUUUGCUUCUGCACUUCUGUAACUCUGAGUGUACACAUACCCACAUGCAAGGGGGAUGUGAAAACAAGUGCAGUCCAGUAAAUGAAUGCAAGCUUUUAUUUUUGUUUACCUAUAUUUACACAAUGUCUUUGUUGACUUGCUUGGUGAAAUGACAUGUCAAAUGUUCCUGCUCUCAUGUGCCAUCUGCUGUUAGGUUUGAGAACCACACCAUCAUGUAUUUACCUGACAUACAUUUUAAUUCAUUGUAUUGAUAUAUACAUAAGUGUGUAGGGUAUUUAUUAUUUUGAAGCAAAGAAUAAUCCAGUGUUAGAUUAUAGAUAUAUUCUGUGUAUUGAAGAUGCCUUGUAAAUAAAGAUGUAUUCUGUAUUUGGCAAAAAUAAUUCAACAAUGUCUUGUUUUUAAAAUGAUAUAUCAAAUAUAUUAAAUGGUUAAGUGAAGUGGGUUGACCAUAUACAUUUUAUGAUUACUUUAAUAUGAUGCAAUUAAGGCACUUACAUUUACAAUGAAUGCCAUUUACCUAUUUGAAAUGAUUUCUAAAGGACUUGAAGUAGAUACUUAUUUUUCAUUUUAUGUCUCCAAAUCAGGAGCAAUGUGAUACAACAACAUGGCAACAUUAGGCUUUAGUAGAGACAGUCAAAGAGGCAUUUUAGGGCUUUUUUUUCGGAGGUAACUUGUUUUGUAGUGUUUCUGAUAUAUUAUGGUUAAUGUGUAGAAGUUUGGAAACACAAUUUGCUGGGUUAUGUUGUGCAGAGAGCAAUGGCAAAAGUAUAUUACUCAGGAUUCUGUGUGGUUAUG
Anarrhichthys ocellatus (wolf-eel) is the source of this 1798-nucleotide messenger RNA. RefSeq lists its product as uncharacterized. The transcript is spliced from 2 exons. The record is from RefSeq and is a predicted model, not a curated record. The coding region runs from base 125 to 952 and encodes 275 amino acids. Gene Ontology annotation, biological process: regulation of toll-like receptor signaling pathway. NCBI's taxonomy places the organism in Eukaryota, Metazoa, Chordata, Actinopteri, Perciformes, Anarhichadidae.